GCGUGAGCCACAGCGCCUGGCCUGACUGUGUUUCUUUUUAAGUAGUCUGAGGCUCAGACUUUGAGGUAGUGGCUCAGGUUUGGAGGCAAAUCCCCAGUCUCUCUUUGCAUGGGGAAGUGUGCAGAGUUCUCUUACAAUGCCCAGUCACACUUCCUGUAAUCUCAGCAUGGGAACAAGCCUUUGUGUCACACUGUGCAACCUUCCUCCCUUUCUUAAAUGUUUGGGGUGAGAGAGAAGAGAGGCUAGGGUGGGGCGUGGAGAACACAGAGAGAGAGGGAGAGUGCCGUGUAUUCCUUCCCGGCUGCUGACCUGUCCUCAGCUAACUGGCCUGGGACAGUUUCCUCAGGGUUACAGAAACUGCACCCAGCUGACUAUCCUUUCUUCUGGGCCCCCAGUCCCAGAGCAUAGCUGACAAAGGAGAUUCCUGAGAGAGCGCCUUCUUAUCACAGAAAGUGCUGAGCCAAGAGCUCCUAGCUGCCCCUUUUGCAGAUGUGAAGAGUCAGUGAACCUUGGACCCAGAUGGUUGCUUAAUACUCCUUUCCCCCUCCCUCAUCUCUUCCUUUGUGGGCUGCCUUGCCUCCUCCACCCUUCUUGCUUAAAUCCAUAGGCAUUUGUUUGACCUUUCCUUUUACCGCUGGCUGGAAAGGAGGAGCGUCUGACCACAGAUCCUGGAAGGCAUUUCUCUCCCUGACUGCUGCUGGCACUGCCGUGAGAACCUGCUUAUAUCCAGGACCAAGAAGUGAAUGGCAAUGCAAGGAAGCUGGUGAAGGCUUUCCUCUCCUCCACCAUGGUUGACAGCACUGAGUAUGAAGUGGGCUCCCAGCAUGAGGUGGAAACCUCCCCUUUGGGUGAUGGGGCCAGCCCAGGGCCCGAGCAGGUAAAGCUGAAGAAGGAGAUCUCACUGCUUAACGGCGUGUGCCUGAUUGUGGGGAACAUGAUCGGCUCGGGCAUCUUUGUUUCCCCCAAGGGUGUCCUCCUGUACAGUGCCUCCUUUGGUCUCUCUCUGGUCAUCUGGGCUGUUGGGGGCCUCUUCUCCGUCUUUGGGGCCCUUUGUUAUGCAGAACUGGGCACCACCAUUAAGAAAUCUGGGGCCAGCUAUGCCUACAUCCUGGAGGCCUUUGGAGGAUUCCUUGCCUUCAUCAGACUCUGGACCUCCCUGCUCAUCAUUGAGCCCACCAGCCAGGCCGUCAUUGCCAUCACCUUUGCCAACUACAUGAUACAGCCUUUCUUCCCAAGCUGCUUCGCCCCCUAUGCUGCCAGCCGCCUGCUGGCUGCUGCCUGCAUCUGUCUCUUAACCUUCAUUAACUGUGCCUAUGUCAAGUGGGGAACCCGGGUACAAGAUACUUCCACCUAUGCUAAAGUAUUGGCGCUGAUUGCGGUCAUCAUUGCAGGCAUUGUUAGACUUGGCCAGGGAGCCUCCACUCAUUUUGAGAAUUCCUUUGAGGGUUCAUCAUUUGCAAUGGGUGACAUUGCCCUGGCACUGUACUCGGCUCUGUUCUCCUACUCGGGCUGGGACACCCUCAACUAUGUCACUGAAGAGAUCAAGAAUCCUGAGAGGAACCUGCCCCUCUCCAUUGGCAUCUCCAUGCCCAUUGUCACCAUCAUCUACAUCUUGACCAAUGUGGCCUAUUAUACUGUGCUAGACAUGAGGGAGAUCUUGGCCAGUGAUGCUGUUGCUGUGACUUUCGCAGAUCAGAUAUCCGGAAUAUUUAACUGGAUAAUUCCAUUCUCAGUUGCAUUAUCCUGCUUUGGUGGCCUCAAUGCCUCCAUUGUGGCUGCUUCUAGGCUUUUCUUCGUGGGCUCAAGAGAAGGCCAUCUCCCUGAUGCCAUCUGCAUGAUCCAUGUUGAGCGGUUCACACCAGUGCCUUCUCUGCUCUUCAAUGGUAUCAUGGCAUUGAUCUACUUGUGUGUGGAGGAUAUCUUCCAGCUCAUUAACUACUACAGCUUCAGCUACUGGUUCUUUGUGGGGCUCUCUAUUGUGGGUCAGCUUUAUCUGCGCUGGAAGGAGCCUGAUCGACCUCGUCCCCUCAAGCUCAGCGUUUUCUUCCCGGUUGUGUUCUGCCUCUGCACCAUCUUCCUGGUGGCUGUUCCACUUUACAGUGAUACCAUCAACUCCCUCAUCGGCAUUGCCAUUGCCCUCUCAGGCCUGCCCUUUUACUUCCUCAUCAGAGUGCCAGAACACAAGCGACCUAUUUACCUCCGUGGGAUCGUGGGGUCUGCCACAAGGUACCUCCAGAUCCUGUGUAUGUCAGUUGCUGCAGAAAUGGAUUUGGAAGAUGGAGGAGAGAUACCCAAGCGACAGGAUCCCAAGUCUAACUAAACACCACCUGGAAUCCUGAUGUGGAAAGAAGGGGUUUCUGGUCUAUGGCUAGAGCUAAGGAAGUUGAAAAGGAAAGCUCACUUCUUUGGAGGCACCUGUCCAGAAGACCAGCCCAGGCAGCUUCAACCUCUGAAUUUACUUUUUAAAAUGCAAAGUAAUUUAUUUGUUUUGCUACAUACCGUUCCAGACUUUUAAAGGGGACAAUAAAGCACACUGUGGGGAGGAGCAUGUCAGGAGUGAGCUUGGUUGUUUUAGUAGCACCUGAAUAUGCCUACCUACUCUUUUCCUUUAAAACGACCCACAAUACUCCAAUUCCCUGUCUCUUUUAGGGAGACAUGAUACUGUCACAGGUGCUGGAUGACAAUAAAAGGUUAUGUUCCUAGUC
Messenger RNA from Cebus imitator (Panamanian white-faced capuchin), 2705 nucleotides. RefSeq names its product solute carrier family 7 member 7 (gene SLC7A7). Gene Ontology annotation, cellular component: membrane. Gene Ontology annotation, molecular function: L-amino acid transmembrane transporter activity; basic amino acid transmembrane transporter activity. Lineage: Eukaryota; Metazoa; Chordata; Mammalia; Primates; Cebidae. The transcript is spliced from 10 exons. Bases 788 to 2320 code for a protein of 510 amino acids. Gene Ontology annotation, biological process: amino acid transmembrane transport. The record is from RefSeq and is a predicted model, not a curated record.